ACUGACAUUGUUUGUCCUUGUCUGAGACAUACUAAAAGUUUCUCUCUCUCAUUGGGGCGUCGGAGCUCUCAACCCUCCCUCUAGUUAUGAAGAAGAACUGUACUCUCUCUCUCUCUCUCUCUUCUUUAAACAUCUCUGCUCUGCAUUUCCUUACAGUUCACGCUAAUCGCCUGUGUCGGUCCCCCUCUCUCUCUCUCUCCCCAAACAAUGGCACAACGAUUCUUCUUCUUUACCCUUUUUGCUUGUUAGCUAGAAAACCUCAAAGGAUCUCGCUUUCUUCCUCCUCCACUGUGUUCUUACUUUCUGGGUUUCUUCUCUGUGUGAAGAAGAAGAAGAAGUGCGAUGGAGAAAGUGAAAAGCUUGGCUCUUUUCUUCAUGCUAUGCGGUGUUGUUUCUCCGAUGAACGAUGAAGGGAGAGCGUUGAUGGAGAUGAAAGCUUCCUUCAGCAACGUGGCGAAUAUGCUUCUGAACUGGGACGAUGUUCACAACAGCGACUUUUGUUCUUGGCGUGGUGUUUUGUGUGAUAACGUUUCCCUCUCCGUUGUCUCUCUUAAUCUGUCAAAUCUGAAUCUUGGAGGGGAGAUUUCACCAGCACUUGGAGAUCUGAGGAGUUUGCAAUCAAUAGACUUGCAAGGGAAUAAUCUGGGGGGUCAGAUCCCAGAUGAGCUUGGAAACUGUGCUUCUCUUGCUUAUCUUGAUUUCUCCACUAAUUGCUUGUUUGGAGACAUACCAUUCUCAAUCUCCAAACUCAAACAGCUGGAGUUUCUGAACCUGAAGAAUAAUCAGCUCACUGGCCCAAUACCAGCAACCUUAACCCAGAUUCCAAACCUUAAGACUCUUGACCUUGCAAAAAACCAGCUAACUGGUGAGAUACCGAGGCUGCUUUACUGGACUGAGGUCUUACAGUAUCUCGGUUUACGUGGGAAUAUGUUGACUGGGACAUUGUCUCCUGAUAUGUGCCAGCUCACCGGUCUGUGGUACUUUGAUGUGAGAGGCAACAACCUAACUGGAACCAUCCCAGACAACAUUGGGAAUUGCACAAGCUAUGAGAUCCUGGAUGUAUCUUAUAAUCAGAUCACUGGCGUUAUACCCUACAAUAUCGGUUUCCUCCAAGUCGCUACUCUGUCACUUCAAGGAAACAGAUUGACCGGUAGAAUUCCCGAAGUCAUUGGUCUGAUGCAGGCCCUUGCUGUUUUGGAUCUGAGUGACAAUGAACUAGUUGGGCCUAUCCCACCAAUACUUGGCAAUCUCUCAUUUACCGGAAAAUUGUAUCUCCAUGGCAACAAGCUCACAGGACCAAUCCCACCUGAGCUUGGCAAUAUGUCACGCCUCAGCUAUUUGCAACUAAAUGAUAAUGAACUAGUGGGAACCAUCCCACCUGAGCUUGGGAAGCUUGAGCAAUUGUUCGAACUGAAUCUCGCAAACAACCAUCUCGUAGGGCCGAUUCCAGCUAACAUUAGCUCCUGUGCGGCGUUAAAUCAAUUCAAUGUUCAUGGGAACUUCCUGAAUGGCUCUAUACCUAUUGGGUUCCGGAAUCUUGGAAGCUUGACUUAUCUAAAUCUCUCCUCAAAUAGCUUCAAGGGUAAAAUACCUUCCGAGCUUGGCCAUAUUAUCAAUCUUGAUACCUUAGAUUUAUCUGGCAACAGUUUCUCAGGACCAAUACCAUUAACACUCGGUGAUCUUGAGCAUCUUCUCAUCUUAAACCUGAGCAGAAACUAUCUCAAUGGACCAUUGCCUGCAGAGUUUGGGAACCUCCGAAGCAUUCAACUCAUCGAUGUAUCAUUCAACUCUCUCACCGGUGUUAUUCCAACUGAGCUUGGCCUUUUGCAGAACAUUAACUCCCUAAUACUCAACAACAACAAGAUUCAUGGGAAGAUUCCAGAUCAGCUUACAAAUUGCUUCAGUCUUGUCAAUCUGAACAUCUCUUUCAACAAUCUAUCUGGAAUAAUCCCACCUAUGAAGAACUUCUCUCAUUUUGCCCCAGCCAGCUUCGUUGGUAAUCCAUUUCUCUGCGGGGACUGGGUUGGAUCAAUAUGUGGCCCUUCUUUACCCAAGUCACAAGUAAUCACCAGAACUUCAGUGAUAUGCACGGUUCUCGGUUUCAUCGCUCUCAUAUGCAUGAUACUCAUUGCUGUUUACAAGUCAAAGCAGCAGAAACACGUCUUGGAAAGUUCUCCAAAACGGUCUGAAGGGUCAACAACAAAGCUGGUGAUUCUCCACAUGGACAUGGCCAUCCACACCUUCGACGACAUCAUGAGACUCACCGAGAAUCUUAGCGAGAAGUACGCCAUCGGAUACGGCGCUUCCAGCACGGUUUACAAAUGCACCUCCUCCAAAACUUCCCGACCUAUUGCCAUUAAGCGAAUCUACAACCACCACCCCAACAACUUGCGCGAGUUCGAGACCGAGCUCGAGACCAUCGGGAGCAUAAGGCACAGAAACAUCGUGAGCCUCCACGGCUACGCCCUUUCCCCUCCCCUCGGCAACCUCCUCUUCUACGACUACAUGGAGAACGGCUCUCUCUGGGACCUUCUCCACGGCCCUGCUGGGAAGAAAGCGAAGCUCGACUGGGAGACGAGGCUGAAGAUAGCCGUUGGAGCUGCGCAGGGGCUAGCGUACCUCCACCAUGACUGCACUCCUAGGAUCAUCCACAGGGACGUCAAGUCGUCGAACAUACUCCUCGACGGUAACUUCGAGGGGCGUUUGUCGGAUUUUGGGAUUGCCAAGAGCAUAGCGGCAGCCAAAGCUUAUGCUUCUUCGACCUAUGUUCUUGGAACCAUAGGGUAUAUCGAUCCGGAGUAUGCUCGUACUUCACGGCUGAACGAGAAGUCUGAUGUUUACAGCUUUGGUGUCGUGCUUCUUGAGCUUUUGACUGGGAAGAAGGCUGUGGAUGAUGAAGCCAACUUGCAUCAAUUGAUACUGUCGAAGGCUGAUGAUAACACGGUGAUGGAUGCGGUUGAUGCGGAGGUUUCAGUGACUUGCGUUGACUCAGGGCACAUCAAGAAGACGUUUCAACUGGCUCUCUUGUGCACUAAGCGAAACCCUAUGGAGAGACCUACAAUGCAGGAGGUCGCUAGGGUUCUGCUCUCUCUUCUCCCUUCUCCACCUCCGAAGAAGCCGCCUUCUCCUGCGAAGCUUCAGGGUGUGGAAGAACGGCGUGAGAGCCAGUCCUCGGAUACAACGUCCCCACAGUGGUUUGUUCAGUUCCGUGAAGCUAUCUCCAAAAGCAGCUUAUAAGUUCUCUUUUUGGGUUUCUUGUGGCGCAAGGGAUGGAGUGGCUGGUUUUUAUGUGGUUUUGCCUUUUACGGCUAGUAUGUCGGUUUGGAAAAAGAACAUUAAAGACAAGAACAUGGUAUGGUAUAGGUGAAAAAAAGAGUAGCUCAAGUUAAAUGUGGGUUUCUAUGGGACAUCUUCACGAGUUCGUUAAAAGUCUUUUAGUCUCCUCUUUAAUGCAUUCAUCAUAUC
This is a messenger RNA of Brassica oleracea var. oleracea, 3465 nucleotides long. Its product is annotated as LRR receptor-like serine/threonine-protein kinase ERL2. Gene Ontology annotation, molecular function: protein kinase activity; ATP binding; protein binding. The transcript is spliced from 26 exons. NCBI's taxonomy places the organism in Eukaryota, Viridiplantae, Streptophyta, Magnoliopsida, Brassicales, Brassicaceae. Bases 343 to 3237 code for a protein of 964 amino acids. Gene Ontology annotation, biological process: protein phosphorylation. The record is from RefSeq and is a predicted model, not a curated record.